AUGCUUAAAGGAGUGAAAGUACGUAAGGUGUAUGAAGAUGAAAUUGAGGAACCUGUUAGAUAGAAGAAAGUUAGAAUUAUGGAUGAUCAAUUGCACAAAUAAAGAAUUAAGGAGAAAGGACUACAAUUUGAUGACUUAGAGGAUGAUGAUCAAAAAUCAGAUCAUCAAAAAACUAAAUAGGAAAAGAACAAGGAAAAUUAAAAGAAGGGCGAAAUGCUGUUUUAGUAAAGAUAAUAAUAGAAGGCGAUUUCUGAAUGCGAGUUUUGUUUGAGCAAUGAGAAAUUAAGUCAAUAUUACAUUCUAAGUCAAAGCAACAAUGUGAUGCUAGUGUUGCCAAAAUAAAGGUUUUAUAAUGCUUACACUCACUUGUUGAUAGUGCCAAUGGAACAUGUUUAAUGCAUUAGAGAUGUGGAAGAUGAGACUUAUGAAGAGAUCAGAAACUUUUAAAAAUGUUUGGUUGGAGCAUUUGAUAAGGCAAACUUGGAGUGCAUAUUUUAUGAGAAUGCUUUCAAGUUUAAAUAUGUCCCUCAUGCAAUUAUUGAAUGUGUUGCUAUACCAUAUAAGAUUAGCAAGGAGGCUAAUUUAAAUUUAUAUUUCAAACAAGGGAUGGAUGAAUUAGAUGGAUUCUGGGCUACUCACAAAAAGAUCAUUGAAAUUCAAAAGAAUAAGGGAGGCAUAAGGAAAUAGAUUCCAAAAGGAUUUGCAUAUUUUUAUGUAGAUUUCAGUUUAAAAUUGGGAUAUGCUCAUGUGAUUGAGAAUGAGAAUAAUUUUUCAUCGAAUUUUGCUAGAGAGAUAUUGGCAUCGAUUCUGAGUGUCGAGAAAUCAAAUGUUUUGAGUCCGAAGCCAAGAACUGAGUAGGAAGCCAAAUAAGAGAAUGACGCAUUUUAAUUAAUAUGGAAAUCAUACGAUUGGACGAGGAUGUUAAAAUAGUGA
Molecule: messenger RNA, 933 nt
Organism: Paramecium tetraurelia
Lineage: Eukaryota; Ciliophora; Oligohymenophorea; Peniculida; Parameciidae
Exons: 3
Biological process (GO): mRNA splicing, via spliceosome
Cellular component (GO): post-mRNA release spliceosomal complex
Source: RefSeq, a predicted model, not a curated record